GGCCUGUCCCGUGGCUGGGCGGGGGACUCCCCGGGCCCGGCCUGGCCGCGACGUGCCCUGUCCCCGGGGCCGGACUGCGGGCGUGUCCCCUGGAGCGAGCGCUCGGCGCCGCGGCUCCUAAGGCCCCGUGGGCUCCAGUCCGAGGCGCCGGGGAGCUCGCCCCCCCGGAGAGCAGCUGGCGUGGCGCCCCGCGCCGCCUGGGGGGGCCCGCCUGGCCCAGGGCUCCCCCCACGUGCCUGGAAGGGUUCGCCUCGCGGGCCCGGGGGGCAGUCCGUGGGCAGGCUUCUCAAGAUGGGGAGGCUAGCACCCCGGAGCGGCAGUCUGGAGGGGAGUGGAUCUGUGUUCUGUCCCCACAAUGUCUUGUGGCGGAGAGGGCAGGCCCUGGCUGUGUCCCACUGCUGUGGCGUGGGGGUGGAGAGGAGAGCAGGACCAUAGUGAUGCACAACAUUGGGCUGGCUGUCAGGGCGUGGCCUCGCCCGGUCCCUUCUUCCUAAUGGAAAUACCUGGCCCAUGGCAGGGGCUGGAGCAUGUGCAUCCCAGCUGCCAGGGGUGGGAUGGGGACUGCAUUGGAUGCAAGCCACCGGAGUGGGGGAUGAGACGGGGCACCAGCUGCCAAGGAACUACCAUCGGUAUGGAAGUAGAAGCUACUGGGCUUCUCCUUCCCACCCUGGUGCCAGCUGCCCCUGCUCACCUUGAAACUCCCUCUCCUGUUCAUCCGUCUCUCCAUUCACUGAGCAGGAUGUUCCUGGUUGGUCUGUCCGGUGGAAUUGCUUCAGGAAAAAGCACAGUAGUGGCAGUAUUCCGGGAACUGGGCUGUGCAGUGAUUGAUGCCGAUGUUAUUGCCAGACAGGUGGUUCAGCCCCGCUUCUUAGCCUAUCAGCAGAUAGUGCAUUACUUUGGAAAUGAAAUCCUCUUGGAGAGUGGGGAGAUAAACCGGGAGGCUCUGGGAAACAUUAUCUUCUCCCACCCGGAAAAACGGCAGCUGCUGAACUCCAUCACUCACCCUAAGAUCCAGAAAGAGAUGCUGAAACAGAUCUUUAAAUACUUUGUGUUAGGCUACCGCUAUGUGAUUCUGGACAUUCCUCUGUUGUUUGAGACCAACACAGUAACCAAGUUCAUGAAACACACAGUGCUGGUUUACAGUGAUCCACAGACACAGCUGUCACGACUGAUGAAGAGGAAUGGCCUGGCCCAGACAGAGGCAGAAGCGCGCAUCGCCUCCCAGCUGCCGCUUGAUGAGAAGUGCAAAUUAGCUGACCACGUGAUUGACAACUCCGGGGACUGGGAGAGCACGCGGAGGCAGGUCCUGAGACUGCACUCUCAGCUGGAGGACUCUCUGGAUUUCCUCUUGGUGCGCUUAGUGGCAGUCACAGCAGUUGCUGGAGUUGGUGGGCUGGUGUGCUUUCUCCUCAGGCAUUUUCUCCCUUAAUUCACUUUUUUUUUAAAGGGACCAAAACUGCCUGGAAUUUCCAAGUUUGCAAAGGGCAGUGAAAUGUCACGAGCCUUAAUGGCUUUGCCGUCUGAAUACAGACGACAAGAUGAGCAGAGUCUCCUUGUUAACUUCUCAAGGUGAAGCAUGGAUUCCUUGCCAAUGCUCUGACUCGGCUUCUUUCUUUUAACUUUUUAGUCCUGUUAUUAAUGGUCAGCAACUGCUGCAGGAGAGGGUGAGGGGUAGCUGUAAUAGAUGGAGGUCCUCAGACAUUUGGAUAUGAAGUAAUUACACUGUUAGGAUGGACAUAUUAAAAACCAUGUUUUAGGCCAACUCAUUGAAGUGCUAGUCUACAGGGUGAAAGGAAUCUUUCUGUCGAUUUAACCCCAGAUGGAAUAUGAUUACUUAAAGUGUCUCGUGGCAGUCUGGUCCAGGAGAGGGGAUCUGGACUAUGAGGUUCUCUUCCCCCGACUUCCCAGCAUCCUCAGCUCCCAAGAGCUCGCCCUAAAUGAUUCACUUUGACUCUAGACAAGUCAUUUCACUUCUGUUUCCUGGUUGUGAGAUUUAAUGAAUGUUUGCAAAGUACCUUAAACCCCACCAAUGCAGGGCAUUGUAAAAUUGCAAGAGUUACUAUAAAAUGUCUGUCUCAUGCCAUCA
This is a messenger RNA of Caretta caretta (loggerhead turtle), 2086 nucleotides long. RefSeq names its product dephospho-CoA kinase domain containing (gene DCAKD). The record is from RefSeq and is a predicted model, not a curated record. Gene Ontology annotation, biological process: coenzyme A biosynthetic process. NCBI's taxonomy places the organism in Eukaryota, Metazoa, Chordata, Testudines, Cheloniidae. Gene Ontology annotation, molecular function: dephospho-CoA kinase activity; ATP binding.